Stylonychia lemnae is the source of this 1449-nucleotide messenger RNA. The record is from the annotation of a GenBank genome assembly. Lineage: Eukaryota; Ciliophora; Spirotrichea; Sporadotrichida; Oxytrichidae.
AUGAAUUACAUCAUUUCACUCGUCUGGAUUGUUUAUGCAACUCUCCAGUCUAUAAUAGUUUAACCUAAAUUUUUCAAAAGAGAAUUAGAAGUUUUGUUUGAUUUAUAUGAAAUCAAUUAGAGUAACUAGGUCCAAUUAAUUAAGGCACUGAAGUUUAUAAAGUAGUAAAAUUCGACCUCAAUUCACGUGUAACUUGAAGAUCUAAAAGAUAAUACCGAUUAUGAAUUCAAAUAUCAGGUCAAUCUUAUGGAUCUAAUAGGAAAUUCAGGAAUAUAUUCAGGAAAAUUCAAGACAUUUUCCUCUAAUUAAAAUGAGUUCAGCUUUGUAGCGUCUACAUGUGCAAGAAGCCAAUCAAAUUCAAGAGUUUUUACUGAUAUUUUGGACCUCAACCCUGAUUUCAUGAUAAAUGUGGGAGAUAUGCAUUAUUCCGCCAGAAAUUACUCAAAGUUGGAAACAUUUGUCCUAGCCUAUCAUGAAAUAUUCAAACAAAGAAAUUAAAGAAAUCUCUAUUAAAGCAAGCCUUUGAUUUACACUUUUGAUGAUCAUGACUUUGGGUCAAAUAAUGCUGAUGGAUUAAGCGAUUCACAUGAAUAUGCGCAUUAAGCCUAUAGGGAUAUAAUACCUAAUUAUGGCAUUUAAGAUGAUAUGGGCAUUUACCAAAACUUUAAAGUUGGGAAGGUAAACUUUAUUCUACUUGAUGGUAGAACCUUUAAGAACACCUACUAUAAAGAUACAAACAUAUAGAUGAAAUGGUUGGAGGAAUAGAUAAUUCAAUCAGCAAAAGAUGAUAAUAUCGAAGGAGUGAUACUUCUUUCAUCUUUGCCUUGGAGUUCAAAAAGAGAAUGGAAUGUAACAACUACAUAUCAUGAAAAGGAAAAGAUAGGCAAACUGAUAGAGGAGCUUGGCUUUAAUACUGGAAAAUUGAAUAAUAAAUUCCUUGCUUUGAUUUCGGGAGAUUAUCAUCUCUUAUCUUAUGAUACAGGACUUAGAAACGAUGAUGGAAACUUCCCAGUAUUUCAAUGUUCCCCUUUGGAUUCAAAACCAACAUGCAAGUCAGGUGGAUUUGAGGGUGAUAUUAUCCUUUAAAGAGGAGGAUUUUGUCAAUUCAAAGUUGAUAAGCAUAGGACAUAACCUAAUAGAAGCUGUCUUGGUUUCAAAGGAUACAUUCAUGAUAAAGUUAUGAUGACCUUCAAUACUUGUGAUGAACAAUUAAAGUUGGAAAUGGAUGAGAAGCUACAAAUUUUAGCACAAGUAAGAGACGAUGAAACAAUACCUUAAAUAGAGAGAUCUUAAGCAGGAGUGCUGCAUGACAUGAUUUUAAAUGGCUCUAUCUGUCCUGCCACACCAAUGGUAAAAAUAUAGGCACUUUUCGCUUUAUUUGGGCUUUUCUUGUUUAUUAUUGCCACUUAUAACAUCAUGAGAAACAUCUGUUAUGUUAGAAUAGAAUGA